Molecule: messenger RNA, 1723 nt
Organism: Ochlerotatus camptorhynchus
Lineage: Eukaryota; Metazoa; Arthropoda; Insecta; Diptera; Culicidae
Product: U1 small nuclear ribonucleoprotein 70 kDa-like
Exons: 6
Coding region: 177-1463 (428 amino acids)
Biological process (GO): mRNA splicing, via spliceosome
Cellular component (GO): precatalytic spliceosome; U2-type prespliceosome; U1 snRNP
Molecular function (GO): mRNA binding; U1 snRNA binding
Source: RefSeq, a predicted model, not a curated record
UAUGGAAACUGAACCACUGGCUCUUCAUCUUGACGCAUCACAAAAAUUUGCUCAUUAAAUUUUUCGCUGCGUAAAAUUGUUUGUAAAAUACUUGGAAAUGCUCUAAAUUUCCGCAAAUUUGUGCUCGUUUAGUAAACUGCUCCCGCUGAACCGGAUAGUGAAAUUUUUCGCGCACCAUGACGCAGUAUUUGCCACCAAACCUGCUGGCAUUAUUUGCCCCACGCGAUCCGAUUCCAUUUUUGCCACCUCCCGAUAAGCUUCCCCACGAGAAGAAAUCGCAAGGCUAUGCCGGCGUUGGUACAUUUCUGGAUCUGUUUGAGGACCCAAAGGAUACUCCGCCACCGACCCGGGUCGAGACCCGCGAGGAACGGAUCGAGAGGCGCCGUCGGGAACGGGCAGAACAGGUAGCCUACAAGCUUGAACGGGAAAUUGCCACCUGGGACCCGAAUCAGCUCACUGGCGCCACGGCAGAUCCGUUCAAGACGCUCUUCGUUGCUAGAAUUAAUUAUGACACUUCAGAAUCCAAGCUGCGACGCGAGUUCGAAAUAUACGGUAAAAUUGUCAAGAUUGUGAUAAAUCUCGACAAAGAAUCCGCAAAGCCCAGAGGAUAUGCGUUUAUUGAGUAUGAACAUGAACGGGACAUGCACUCCGCCUACAAGCACGCCGAUGGUAAGAAAAUCGAUGGUAAGCGAGUGCUGGUCGAUGUGGAGCGUGCCCGUACGGUAAAGGGCUGGCUUCCGCGACGUCUCGGCGGAGGACUGGGUGGAACCCGUCGAGGAGGACCGGAGGUCAAUAUCAAACACUCGGGUCGAGAGGACAACGAACGGGAACGGGAGCGCUACCGAUUGGAACGCGAACGAGAGGAUCGUGGACGGGGCGAUCGAUUCGAUGCACGAUUCGAACGUCGUCGCUCACGGUCCCGCGAUCGCGGUGAACGUCGCCGGCGUAGUCGCUCGAAGGAGCGUCCUCGCCGCAGGCACAGUCGCGAGCGGGAGGUGGACGACCGCUGGGAUAAAGAGCGGGAACGCAGUCGGGACAAAGAUCGCGAUCGGGAUCGUGAUCGUGAGCGCGGGGACCGCGACCGUUCCGAUCGUGAUCGUGACCGUGAGAAGAAGCGAAGACGCAGCCGCAGUCGGUCGCGUGACCGCGAUCGUUCUGACAAAAAACGUGACAAACGGGACAAGGACCGCGACAAGGAGCGUAAGGAACGCAAACCCGAGCUCCGCGAGGGAGAGAUCAAGAUCAAGGAAGAACCGUUGGAUGAUUAUCCGGAUUACAGUGCUCAGUACACUAACUAUCAGGCACAGGUAAAGAAUGAAGACGACGAGGAAAAGUACCGUCCGCACGAAGAUGAGGAUCAAAAUGGAGCUCCGCGGACGCGUGCUAGUGGGGAGAAUGGUGGCCGCUAUGGUGCAGUAAACCGCGAAGAAGCUCCCUAUGACGAUCGGUACGACGAUUAUUAGAUUGUGUAGCUUUGAGCGAAUUUUCUCAUCGCAGUCUUUUCAAAAUUAAUGUGGUACUCCUGCGAGCAUAAUUCCGCUAUCCAUCAGCUUCAAAGUUUACUAAGGUACAGUCCCAUUUGACUGGGUUGAACUUUCGUUUUUUACCGUAGAUUAAAUUCAUAAACAGAGAUCGGAUUCAUAAACACAUAACAAAGGUUAAGUAUUUGUUCGUAAGAUCAUAUUUUUUUCGCGUGGCAUCGGACAGGUAAAGUAUUUUUUAA